AUGGUUAAACUCGUCGUUCUCAUCGCUCUCGUAUGUUUUGGAUUGGUCUCAGCUGGUGGUUUUGUCAGCUAUGGACGAGUAGGUGGUGGUAAUCAUCAUGGUGGUCAAAUCGGAGAUAAAGUUUUAUUUGAAAAAUUGCAUUCAAUUGUAAGUUAUCAGCUACAUUUGGAUAAUACAUUAAAAGAAAGUUAUUCUAAUGAAGCAAGCCUGAUUUUAUCAACGAUUUUUAAUAUAUGUAAACCAGUUUUUGAAUCAGUACGAACAAAAUGA
Messenger RNA from Rotaria sordida, 270 nucleotides. NCBI's taxonomy places the organism in Eukaryota, Metazoa, Rotifera, Eurotatoria, Philodinida, Philodinidae. The record is from the annotation of a GenBank genome assembly.